Phacochoerus africanus (Common warthog) is the source of this 3662-nucleotide messenger RNA. It is a transcript of the gene CDC40, whose product is annotated as cell division cycle 40. The transcript is spliced from 16 exons. Gene Ontology annotation, biological process: mRNA splicing, via spliceosome. Gene Ontology annotation, cellular component: catalytic step 2 spliceosome. Bases 52 to 1791 code for a protein of 579 amino acids. The record is from RefSeq and is a predicted model, not a curated record. Lineage: Eukaryota; Metazoa; Chordata; Mammalia; Artiodactyla; Suidae. Gene Ontology annotation, molecular function: mRNA binding; protein binding.
AGCUCUUGGAGGCCAGUAGGGCCUGGACUCCACUGAGUAUCUGUUGCCGUCAUGUCGGCUGCGAUUGCAGCUCUGGCCGCUUCCUAUGGUUCGGGUUCAGGGUCCGAAUCGGACUCGGACAGUGAGGGCGGAAGGUGUUCACUGCCAGCCGCGGACUCCCUCAUGCACUUGACUAAAUCGCCUUCGGCCAAGCCCUCUCUGGCGGUGGCCGUGGACUCCGCUCCGGAGGUGGCAGUUAAGGAAGAUUUGGAGACUGGAGUUCACCUUGACCCUGCUGUCAAAGAGGUUCAGUAUAAUCCUACCUAUGAGACCAUGUUUGCUCCUGAGUUUGGACCAGAAAACCCCUUUAGGACGCAGCAAAUGGCUGCCCCUAGAAAUAUGCUUUCUGGAUAUGCUGAACCAGCUCACAUCAAUGACUUUAUGUUUGAACAGCAAAGAAGAACUUUUGCCACAUAUGGUUAUGCAUUGGACCCUUCAUUAGAUAAUCAUCAGGUAUCUACUAAGUAUAUUGGUUCUGUAGAAGAAGCUGAAAAAAAUCAAGGUUUAACUGUUUUUGAAACUGGUCAGAAGAAAACAGAAAAGAGGAAAAAAUUCAAAGAAAAUGAUGCAUCUAAUAUUGAUGGUUUCUUGGGACCGUGGGCAAAAUAUGUGGAUGAAAAAGAUGUAGCCAAACCUUCAGAAGAAGAACAAAAAGAAUUGGAUGAAAUCACAGCAAAGAGGCAGAAAAAAGGCAAACAGGAAGAAGAGAAACCUGGGGAGGAAAAGACUAUAUUACAUGUUAAAGAAAUGUAUGACUAUCAAGGCAGAUCCUAUCUUCACAUACCUCAGGAUGUUGGUGUUAAUCUGAGGUCAACUGUGCCACCUGAGAAGUGUUAUCUUCCCAAAAAACAAAUUCAUGUGUGGUCUGGACACACCAAGGGUGUCAGUGCAGUCAGAUUGUUUCCUCUCUCCGGCCAUUUGUUGCUGUCUUGUUCCAUGGACUGUAAAAUUAAGCUAUGGGAGGUUUAUGGAGACAGGCGCUGUCUGCGAACAUUUAUUGGUCACAGUAAAGCUGUUAGGGACAUCUGCUUUAAUACUGCAGGAACACAGUUCCUCAGCGCAGCUUAUGAUAGGUAUCUUAAGCUCUGGGACACUGAAACAGGACAGUGCAUAUCAAGAUUUACAAACCGAAAAGUACCCUAUUGUGUCAAAUUUAAUCCUGAUGAAGAUAAACAAAACCUUUUUGUGGCUGGGAUGUCUGAUAAAAAGAUUGUGCAGUGGGACAUUCGAAGUGGAGAAAUUGUGCAAGAAUAUGAUCGGCAUUUGGGUGCUGUCAACACCAUUGUCUUUGUCGAUGAAAACAGAAGAUUUGUGAGCACAUCUGAUGAUAAAAGCUUAAGAGUUUGGGAAUGGGAUAUCCCUGUGGAUUUCAAGUAUAUAGCAGAACCUAGUAUGCACUCUAUGCCUGCAGUGACUUUGUCUCCAAAUGGGAAAUGGCUAGCAUGCCAAUCAAUGGACAACCAGAUUUUAAUUUUUGGAGCACAGAACAGAUUUAGAUUAAAUAAGAAAAAAAUUUUUAAAGGCCAUAUGGUAGCAGGCUAUGCAUGUCAAGUGGACUUUUCACCAGAUAUGAGCUAUGUGAUUUCAGGAGAUGGAAAUGGAAAAUUAAAUAUCUGGGACUGGAAGACCACAAAACUCUACAGUAGAUUUAAAGCUCAUGAUAAAGUGUGUAUAGGUGCAGUGUGGCAUCCUCAUGAAACAUCUAAAGUCAUAACUUGUGGUUGGGACGGUCUCAUUAAAUUGUGGGAUUAAUGGAAUUAAUCGUUAAACUAUCUAGGAUCAUUUUUGAUCCAAUAUCAUAUUUAACUAUAUUUAAUUAUUAAAUGUGUUGGAUGACAACAUGAUUUACAAAUUAUGAUUUUCUUACAUGGCCCUAUGACGUUGACUCAUUGUUUAAAAAAAAAAAACUUUGUAAAUUUGACUCAUGUAAUUUCAUCAGCAACUUCAUUUUGUUCUUUAUACAUGUUAUUUAUACAGAGAAUAACCACUGACUUUGUAUUUGAUAAGUAGUUGUUGUUGGCAGACAGUUUGGGUCUCUCCUUUCCUUACUGAAAGGAUCCCUUUGGAGCUGAUAUAAUUUAAUGUGAAUCUGAAAGAAGGAUAAAACUACCCACAGUUACUGUUGCCAUUAUUUUCAGUGGGUCAAGUUUUAAUCUUUUGGAUUCAGGCGUUCCACUAUUUUUUAAUGACAUAUGUUGUGUCCGUUUAGUUGUAAGCCAGCAAUCUUCUCUGACUGCAGCAUUCCUCUAAUUAUUAAACACUGUAAAAUAAAAAUCAGUCCAGAGUUCUUUCCUUGACUUUCUUCUUAAUCAGUAUAAACAGAACUAUAUAAUCAGAGAAUUACAUUAUUUUUUGAAGAUGAAACUCAAGAGAAUGAAUCAAGACCUUGAAUUAUAUUUGUACUUACUAUCCAGUAUGGACCUGGCUAUACUCUGAGAAAUCAGGGUCUCCCAGGUCAUUGCUUCACAGCACAGAUGUUACUACUGAAGUACUCCUUAUAGGAGAUCGGAUAUGAGGGCAUAGUUCAAAAGGUCAGCUUGUAAUUUCUUUGAAGUUGUAUGUUUUAUCUUUGAAAUUAGUCUGACUUUGUUUGUGAAUAUUAUUCUACAGAAUGUUUUAAGAACAGAAAAAUUUUGAGCUUCUUUCCAAAUCUGGGUAAAAUUGACACUCCAGGAAGAUGGCUAGCAUUCCCAGUUUGAGAAGCAGGAACUGGGAUUGGUUUAAAAAAAUUUUUUUUAAACUUUAGAUUGUGAAAUCAAAAUAGCCUUUUGAAUAUAGUAGCUAACAGCACUUUACUUUGAAAAGGCUUUUUUCUGUUUUAUUACAAAUCUAUCAGAUGUUUGACUAUGGUAUGAAAUAUUUUAAUAUCAUGCUGUAAAAAACUGGUUCAUAGCUGCUCAGAGUGCUGACUGGGAGACCAAAAUCAUGGUAAAUGUUGAUUUCCUAGGGACAUUAGCUCUGAGUCCUCUGCUAUCAAGAGCAGUUCAUGCUCCUUGCCUUUAGAACUUUUUUUUCCAGCCUUGCCUGUGGCAUGCAGAAGUUCCCAGGCCAGGGAUCAAAACGGCACCACAACUGUGAAAAUGCCAGAUCCUUAACCUGCUAGGCCACCAGGGAACUCCAGAACUUCCCUUUUUAAACAUUAAAAUCUUAAAAGGCCUGGUAUAAAUGACCAGGUGCUAUAGCCACAUAUAAAUAAAUUUCAAGGAAGAAAAUAGAAAAAGAAAAAGUAGUAGAGAUGUAUUUUUGGAUGCACAGGCAGUAAGAGGAAUAAGGAUACACUGCCUAGCUGCUGCUGUUUCUAUUUCUUUAUCUUAUGGGAAGGGUGGCUGCCAUUUCCUAAAGAGGAAGGAAUUCAGAUAAGAACUUUUCUUUAGUCCCAGCCACUGGUUUUAACAAAUGUGAAUUAUGGAAAUAUGAUGGGACAAAAAGAAUUAAUCAUACAUUUGAACUAUCUUGUUCAGCACCAGUAUUGUGUAUGUUACAAAUCAUAAUUUCUAAAUCUGGGUUUAUUUUAUUGUAUUUUUAACUGUUUCUAAACUAAGGAACUGUAUAGAAAAACUGUCUCUUUUUUAAAAAUAUCAUAUUUUUAAAUAAAGCAUUUUUUGUAGAAAGUGUUAUCAAAA